CACGCGAGAAGCUGGGAAAACUUUGACAUAUAUAUUUUCAUUUAGCAUGUAUGUCGAUUGGUCAAUAUAUUUUCGAUAUGGAAUUGUCCCCAUUAAUUAUUCGUUCGACAGCUGGGCACCUUCAUGAACAGAGCAGUUCCAGCAUCAAAGAUUGAAAUUUAGUAAAUUUGUGGUGUUUUCGCCGGCUGUGCUCUCGCGACGCAGAUUAGUUUUUUCAAUCCUCGAGGAUCCUCUUGCUCCGCUUAUCUCUGGUAAGUAGUUUUUCAUAAUUUUGCAGCGACCUUAAUGAAAUGUUCAUUAUCAAUCGGCGAAACAUGAUGUUUCGCAAAUUGCAAUCAUUAGCAAUACUCAAUGUUUGAAACAUUGAGUAUUGCUAUUGAUUCUCGGCUGUGAUUUAUAAUUUGACAGUUAUGCAGUGAUAGUUUUUUUAUUAUUAUUAGCUGAGUAAAACUUAGAGUAUUGCAAGAAUCCGAUGUUAAAAUGAUCGUUAUGUAUCAUGUUAAACGCAUAAAUGGCAUAGUCAAUGAGAAUAUGAAAAAAUUAAAGCUUGUUUGUAAGGAUAUAAAAUCGUCAAGAAUUAAAGCAAUUCCGCCUAAAUGUCGCUCAAAUAGUGAUGAAGUAAAUAUCUGCGAUUGGUGAUCACCACGCUUUUAUAUCAAAAUCAUUUUUUAUUUUUCUAGAACGGUGACAAGUGCCCGGAAAAGUAUGGAUAAAUUAGAAUUAAAUUUGCAAUGUCUUAUUUGCACCAUUAGUCGUUUGUUGUGUUGAUUUAAUGGAAUCGUGUAUUGUUCGGCCGAACCACAAAGGAUUUGAAAAAGAAAAUGGGUAAUCGAGAACGUACGUAGAAGGUUUAGUUCACAUUGAAGUUGUUUGUAUAAACACAAAGUAGUUGGAGUGUAUGUGAAUACAUAUAUUUAAUCAUUGUUUAGCCGUGGAUGUGCAUCGAGUGAAGAUAUGCUAGGGAAAUUAGAUGCAUUACAGUGUUUCAUACGAGACUUGCACUGGGUUUGUACUAUAUAGUAUUUUUUAAAUAUCUUAGUUUUUUAGACUAAAUUUGCGUUUUUUUCUUGUUAGUUUGACGAAAGAUCCUUAGAACAUCUUGAAAAACGUUUAAAACAAAUGGGAACCGAUGGGAACAGAUUAUUGACUACCGAGUGAAUGUUGUGUGAUGAUUAAUGUUAUUCUCGGCUGCAAAUUACAAGUAAGACCUUAUUUCUCUAGUCUAAAAUAUCAACAGUUAGGACGUUUGUUUAUUUUCUUUUAGGCACCGAAGUAUUAAAUAGUGCAGAUUUACAUCAGUAUCGUACACAAAUCGAUGAAUAUCUAGAAAAAAUCCGUAUCGAAGUGUCAAAAUCAUUAAUUUUGAAAUUAGUUGCCAUAACGGAUUUAAUAUUAAAAAAAUUAUCGCGCUAUUAUGAAGGAUCAUUUUUGCUCCAAUUUUAUCGUUAA
Molecule: messenger RNA, 1449 nt
Organism: Didymodactylos carnosus
Lineage: Eukaryota; Metazoa; Rotifera; Eurotatoria; Philodinida; Philodinidae
Source: the annotation of a GenBank genome assembly